AGAAGUAUAAUAACUUAUGAUGAGUUUUAAAUAAUUAAAAUUACAAUUUGAAAAAAAAAAUGUAAUAACGUACUUAUUGUAAAAUAAGAAUAUUAUAAUUGUCAAAGUAUCCGUAUUUGAAAAUAAAUUAUAUACUGAAUAUUUAUAGUUCAAUUCAACUUUUUGAAAUGGCAACUUUUUAUCUAAAACAGUUCUUUCAAAAGAAGCUAUUAUUAACAAUUAAUAGUAGAGUGUACUCAACAGCUUUUUUAACUGAAUCAAAACCACAAAUUAAAGAAUUUCAGUCUUCUAAUCAUGAAUUGAAAAUAAAACUAUCAGAUCCUGAUGCUUUUGGUAUAAACAAUAUGGUAAAAAUCAAACAUCUUUUUGAAGCUGGUGUGCAAUAUGGUCAUACUAUAGGAACAUUAGAUAACCGAAUGAAACAAUAUGUAUAUGGAAAUAGACUUGGACACCUUAUUAUAGAUUUAAAUCAGACUAAAUAUUUAUUACAAAAAGCUUUAAAUGUGGCUGCUCACAUUACUUACCGAGGAGGAGUUAUCUUAUUUUUGUGUCAGUCACCAUUAAAUUGUUUGACAGUAGAAAAUUGUGCUAAGGAAUGUGGCGAGUUUGCGCACACAAGGUAUUGGCGAAGUGGUAUGUUUACUAAUUCAUCAAGAAUAUUUAAAGCAGAAACACGUUUGCCAGAUCUUUGUAUAGUAUUAAAUACUUUAAGCAGUACUUCUAAAGAAAAUAGUGGACAGCACAAUGUUCUUACUGAUGCUGCAAAAAUGUUAAUUCCUACUAUUGCAAUUGUAGAUACAGAUGCAAAUCCAAACAUAGUUACAUACCCAGUGCCAGGAAAUGAUGACACACCUAGUGCAGUACAAUUAUAUUGCAACUUAUUUAAAAAUGUAAUACUCAAAGCUAAAUCAAUUAGAAAAAAAGUAUUGAAUACUAAUAUAAAUCAGGUCUAAUUUUUUUAUAUAAAGAAUACUUUUGUUCGAUAAUUUAUAAUAAAAAAUUUAAAUAAUAAA
Molecule: messenger RNA, 1013 nt
Organism: Daktulosphaira vitifoliae (grape phylloxera)
Lineage: Eukaryota; Metazoa; Arthropoda; Insecta; Hemiptera; Phylloxeridae
Gene: mRpS2
Product: 28S ribosomal protein S2, mitochondrial
Exons: 4
Coding region: 168-953 (261 amino acids)
Biological process (GO): translation
Cellular component (GO): mitochondrial small ribosomal subunit; ribosome
Molecular function (GO): structural constituent of ribosome
Source: RefSeq, a predicted model, not a curated record